GCCGGACCUACCUCAAUGUUUAUCUGCCUUGUGCCCGCACACAAGCAGCAAAAUAGAAUAGAAGAAGCGACGGAAGGGGCCAAAAGGCCAGCUGGAGCUGGGAGACAACAACCCCAUUUUAUUUUCACCCUGUUCCUCUUGUCAUUUCGGCGUCUGAAUCAUCAUCGCCACGAGAGCGUCCCUCGUUGUCUUCAAAUGGAGACAAUGGUGAACGGCGUGGUCGGCACCAGCCCCAUGAUCGUGAACGGAGGCGACGGUACCGCCCUGAACGGAGGAGGCGGCGGCGGAGGCAGCCAGGGCGACUCGUCGGGUCGCUCGACCCCGAGCGGGGGCAGCUCGAGCGAGCCGGCCCCCGGCAAGCUGUUCGUCGGCGGGCUCAGCUGGCAGACGUCGGCCGAGAAGCUGCGCGAGUAUUUCGGCCAGUUCGGCAAGGUGACCGACGUGCUGGUCAUGAAGGACCCCGUCACCCAGCGGAGCCGCGGCUUCGGUUUCAUCACAUUCAGUGAGCCCUCGACGGUGCAAAAGGUUCUCAAGGAGCCCGAGCACAACCUGGACGGAAAGAAAAUCGACCCCAAACACGCGACGCCCAAGAGCAAGGGUGGACGGCCCAACAAGACGAAGAAGAUUUUCGUGGGCGGCGUGAGUCAGGAGACGUCCGCAGAGGAGGUCAAAGCCUACUUCAGUCAGUACGGCAAGGUGGAGGAGGCGGUCAUGCUGAUGGAUCAGCAAACCAAGAGACACCGCGGCUUCGGCUUCGUCACGUUCGAGUGCGAGGAAGUGGUGGACCGCGUGUGUGACAUUCACUUCCACACGAUCAAAAACAAAAAGGUGGAGUGCAAGAAGGCCCAGCCGAAGGAGGCUGCCGCCGCAGCCGCGGCCGCAGCAGCCGUGGCCGCCGCACCCCUGGUGAUCCCGACGGGCGCAGGCCUGACCUCAGUUGGCGCCGGCCUGCAGGCCCCUGUCGCAGCUGCAUUCAAGCGUGCCCAGGUGCUUACCGCCACACAGUUCCAGCAGCAGCAAGCAGCGCAGGUUCAGGCAGCUAUGGCAGCGGCCGCGUACAACAAGUUCCUGGGCCCAGCCUAUCACCUGGGCUACCACCACCGGUAUGCCCCGUACCCGCUGCCUGUGGCCUCGAUCGCGGCCGCCGCCGCGGCCCAGCAGUCGCCGACACCGCCGGCAGCCGCCCUGGCGCCCAACCCAGCCCAGGUGCAGCAGUCACAGCAGCAGGCGGCCGCAGCGGCCGCGGCCGCCGGCAACCCGUAUCAGGGCUACUCGCUGACCAACGUGGACAUGUCGAGCUUCCAGGGCGUCGACUGGGGCUCCAUGUACGGCAUGGGCAUGUACGUGUAGACUGAAGCGUUGCUCACCCACUCUGCAGUUAUGUCUGUGUAACAAAUUCUCGCAAUCUCAAUUCUCUCUCUCACACACACAUACAAACAUACACCCCCGAGGCACCAAAAAAUAAACUCAUUUGUUUCUCAUGAAACCGCGAGACUGAUCGGAAAGUGAGACAAACAUAAACCGCGCGCGCAGAGAUGUUAAUUUUUGUACAACACCAAAGUGGAACUUUAGUAUAAUGUGUGUGCUUCUCUAAAGGAGGCAACACGAGCGGAUAGACUCGUUGAAAAGAAAACGCGUACCGCUUGAGAUGCAAUUUAUUUAUUUUUUGAAAGCUGGAGCAAUUUGUUUGUGCCUUGGUUUUUUCCAGAAAACCAACCAGCUCGCUUCUAUUCCUAGCAUAGUUGUGCUUUGAUUCUAAAUCUGAUCCGUUUUCUUUUUCGCCUCGCGCUUGCAUCUCAAGCGCGUUCUGCGUCAAGAUCUUUGUAAAGUAUUUUGCGAAGUUGUGGCUUCGAUCAAUAAACCUGACCUGGACUCGAUACUCAAACGUAACGUUUAAAGCAGUUGAAUUGCUCAAAAUCCUUGAAUCACGACUUUGCAAAAUAUUGAACGCAAUACUCACUCUCGGCUCUCUCACAUGAAGUUGACGCGAAAAGUGAAACGAAGGCGGCUUGUUCGUUUAAAUAUGAAUUGAAAACAAAAAAUGAUGUCUAGUGUUUUAAGGAAAGUGAAGUGUGAAGGCCGGGGAGGCCGACCGACGAACAUUUUGACCACACUUGCUCACCGACCGGCGAUUCCUCAAGCGUUCCACUGCUUUUGUACAUAUAAUAGGACUGCGGAGCGCCGGGGCGGCUCUUUUGGCUCGCUCCCCUGUACAUACAUGUGCUAAUGAGAUUACCGAAUUUUACGAAUAGCCAGCGGCGGGCCUCCCCUGGGGCUGGAGAGUCGCGCUAACAAGGUGUCUCGGGCGGGCAGCUAACAUGAUUUGAAAUGAAAAAUAAGAGGCGAUUGAGAAUCGCCGCAAAGGACCACGAAACAAACUCACUUGUCACUCAGAGGGCCAAAUUAGCUAGCAAUAACCUAGGCUAGGUCCUAGCGCGAUCUCUUCGAUUGAAUACAUAAUAAUUGUAAAUGAACGUGUUUUCCUCCACCGCUCUAGUCCGACGAUUGCCAACCACCCCCCUGUUCACCCCCGCCCUUCGACAAAACACUACACGCCACCACAUUCCUAGCUCAUCGCUCGGAGGAGUUGCAGUGCAGAUCAGCUGACUGCUCGUGAUGCGACAUGACCAACGAUCAUUACUAGCAUUGUAAUUGUAAAGUUUUAAAUGAAUAGAGAGCGAUUAACUCGUCUAAUGUGUAAGAUCAACUAAUUUAUUUAUUACGCUAGCACGUAAGGACUUAUCAUAUAAGUAAAAAAAACAAGCAGUCGAAGGAGGAGGAGGAGUUGGAGGCAUUUUUGCCGAGAAAAGUGGGUCGUCUGCUCUCGCGGCUCGGCUCUGGUGGACCCCUAGUAGAACUCUCAGCACUCAGGACCUUUGGCUUUGCUUCCGCCGGUGCCCGAGCCGACGACGCCGGCGACCCUUUUGUGUGCUUUUCUCGACCACCUGUCUGUAUAAAUAGCCUUUAAGUGUGGAACGAGUCUCCCAUUUUACCUACUCAAGUUGCAUAAAAACAAGUCGAGUUUCAGCAGCACCGCCGCUAGGGUACUUAAAACUGACUCGAAUAAGCUGAGAUAGCAAGAAAACAAUAACGAACAACACUAGCAAUAACCACUCGAUUGAUUGAUUGAUUGAUACUUAACCGCAAAAUACUCUUAGCGCUAGCAGGAUGACGAAAAAUACUUAAUUACGAAAAUAAUGAUGAUGAUGUUAUAUAUUAUUAUACACGCGAGAGGAAGCUAAGAAAACAAACAAACAAACACACACACACACUCAUGCAUAUGACGAUGAUAUAUUGAAUAUUGAAAUCUAUAUAUAUUUACAUGAUGCAAAAAAUGGUUGAUUGUCAAGAAGAGAGUGAGAGAGCAAAAAAAGAACAUUAUGAUAAAAAUAAUAAAAUCUGUCUCGAGAUGAAACAAAAAGAAGAAGAAGAAUUAAUGAUAGAGUAUAUUAUACAUUACGAACCCUCUAUUUUUGUAAGUCGCCAUUCUAAAUUAUACAAAGUGACUACAAAACUGACAAAGCAAACAAAACAAAAUUAAUAUCACAACAAUAAUAAUGAAAAACAAACGACUGUGGUUUGAUUAUUUUGUAUGUACAUCUUUCCUUUGAGCAAUACAGGGACGAGGGUCCCGUGCCUUGGGCCAACUCCCGCCCGAAAACUCACCACUGUACUUAAUAUCUCUUUCUCGCACUGUAUGUCGGCUGAACUAGCUGUGUACUCGAUUGGUUACACUUUCCUACGUUGUGCUCUCUUUCCAUUUUGCUUUUUUGUUUCUGCAAUCUCUCUUAUCUACAUAAUAUGUCUGUCUGAUCGAUUGGUCGAUCGAUUGAGCCGAGAAGCGAAGCAAAUUGUACCAAAGUCAGUGUCGCACCCGUUUAGUUGAUUAUUGCAUGCCUCGAGUAGUGCGUCGAGAGCGGUUUUAUCUCGGCGCGUUUGUCGAAAUUUUGGAGAACAAAGAGCAAAUAAAAAGCGGCGGCAGCAGGCGCGCGCGCGCGGCGGUGACACGAGGCGAUGCAUACUUUCGCCGCGUCGUCCCCCGCGCCGCCCCUUGGCCGGCCGCACUUUUACAUACUCAUUAAACGAAUGCAUACAAGUAUUAUUACCAGUUAGCAUCAUAGUAUAUAUAUUUACUCACACGAGAGACUAAAAUUAACUAACGAGCAAAAAACAGAGGGUUUAACUAUCGCAUUAUUGUAUCAAGCAGCAGUGUCAUUGUUGUUGUGGUAUUGUUGUGUACUCUGUUAGCGUACCACGUGCCUCCCUCGUUGGCCGGGGGCCCACUGGGCCCGCCCCACGCUCCGCACGUGCCCCCAUUGGACCAAAAAUAAAAUUCACUGGCGAAAGUGAUCUUUUUGAUUUCUCCAGAUACAUUUUUUCACGCGUAGCAUUGUGCCAUUGAAAAGAAACAUGAUCUCGCAGCUGAGUGGCAGCUCGAAAUAAUAAAUCGCAAGGAAUCGAAAUUUUUGCUGUGAUUCUUGCCUCGAAGCAGUGAUAUCGAGGAGAAUUAAAAAUAUUUAAUAAUCCGAAGCCGGCCACUCUGCUGAUUAAAAAAAGCAAAUUUGCGGUCGGAGCGAGCGUGGGUCGGGGCUGCGGCCCCCGCGUUGGACUUCCUUGCUUGCGCGUGCCGGGCCGUUGGAGGCCCGGAGCGUGCCUCCUGACUUUUGAUUUGUGCAGAGACCCCAGGCGCCCGGCGUCCCCUGGCGGCCCGCCCCUUGCUCACUUGUCGACCGCGGGCCGCCGGUGGGGCCGGGCCCUUGUGGGCCGCCGGCAAUAACCGAAAACAAUUACUCGUAGUGGACGUUGCACUGUAGAUUGAUUGCAAUACUCAAUAAAAAUAAAGUAGAUGCGUUCUUUUCUUAUAUAUCAGCGUAGUUUCGUUUUGUACUUUUCAUCUCUGGUUGGUUGACUGAUUGGUUGGUUGGUUGAUUAACAAACUCAUUAAUAUUAUCUCGAUUGUAUGUUUUUUUUAUUAUUACUAUGGAGACGAUUUGCGUAUCACAUUUUGGACUCAUUGUGCAGACCUUGAACGUACGGUUGGCGCCGUAAACUCAUCUCCAUCAUGGUCACCGUAGCAGAAUUGGAUUUGGAAUUACCAUAAUUAAUUAUCUAGUAGUAGGUCCGCCUUGCAUGAUUAACAUUAACACUUUAGUUUUAUAAUUUCGACUCUUUUGACUUUAAUUUUGGUGCAGCCGUUGUUGAGUAUCUAAAUAUACUUUUGGAAGUUGUCUCAUCUUGUUGUUUGGCAAAGCGGCCGCGGCUAAUUUGGUGUCUGUUGGCCACUUUUUCUCAUUAUCUCGAUGUGCAUUUUGACGCUUUCGUUCGUGGCUCGUUAAUUGAAACCGCGCAGCAGAGCGCUUUUGCGGCCUCUCAUUGAUUUUGGAUCGUCAAAUUACAAUACAUGGCCUAUAUAUUGCACCCCGUUUUGAGCAGAGCAGUUGCAAAGCAAUCAGCCUUUUUGGACAAAUAGCCUCUUCACGUCAAGUACAUUUUUAUUCGCAAGUAGGCUCAAAAUCAACUUUCUUUCUCGACCCCCAGAGGCCUUGCGAAUUAGCGAACAGGAAUUUUGACGUCGCUGUUAGUUAACGAUUUUAGUGGGCUUACACUUCAAAUAAUAUCAGCUCAGGCAUAUCACUUUGCAAUAUUUCCUCUAUAAACUUUUUGGACAUUCGAAUUAAAACAGAAAUCAAGCAUUCAAAGAGUCACGAGAGUUCCGAUCAAAGUUUAUUCGGCUGAUUAGCAGCUUUUCGUGUCCUAGGUAGAGAGCAUGCCGCCGAGAGUAAUGAAAUAGCCUUGACUGUCGGAGGUGGGUAUUCAUUGUUGUCGAUCUGAUUGUUGUCGGUGUGUCAGUUUUAGGUGCCCUCUAUAAACCGCAGCUUUUAACACGCAAACCGACUUACACACAAACGCGGAAACGAAGUAGAGCCAAUGUAUCAACAGGAAAUAAAAUAAAAUGUGUUCAGUAUCACGAUUUUGGCGGAAAAAGCGAAGAUGGGUGAAAUUUUUCGAAUGCCAGGGCGAAGGGACUUGAUGUAAAUUGAAAAAAAAAAGAAGGAAGCCCGUCGCCCUGGCCAAGGUGGGUCUUCCUCUCAUGACAAUAGCAAAAGCAGUGCUGGACUGAGACCAACAACUCGAGUUUGUAUAGCCUCUGUGAUAAAUAAAAACCAAUAAAUAAACUCACUCGACUCACUUGAAAAGCAA
Messenger RNA from Cloeon dipterum, 6201 nucleotides. RefSeq names its product musashi (gene msi). Gene Ontology annotation, biological process: regulation of translation. Gene Ontology annotation, molecular function: mRNA binding. The record is from RefSeq and is a predicted model, not a curated record. Gene Ontology annotation, cellular component: cytoplasm. The coding region runs from base 16 to 1350 and encodes 444 amino acids. Lineage: Eukaryota; Metazoa; Arthropoda; Insecta; Ephemeroptera; Baetidae. The transcript has 5 exons.